AUGGACGUCGGCACGAAUGUGUGGGUCAAGACAAAGGAUGCGGCUGUAUGGGCUGCAGGAAAAGUGCUUAACUAUGACGACGUGAAUGGUGUGGUGAAAAUACGUCGUUUAGACACUGGUGAAAUUGUAACGCGUUAUUAUUAUUAUCCGGAUACAGCACCCCAUGAGGUAUGUUUACGUAAUCAAUCCGUAAAUUUUGGCACUCUAUCAAGUCUCACAAGUCUGGAAUAUUUACAUGAGGCAGCUUUACUACAAGCACUUGAUGAACGUUUUCUCCAGGAUAAAAUCUAUACGUCCAUUGGAGAUAUUUUGGUUGCAUUAAACCCUUUAAAACCGUUACCACUGCUCUAUUCCGAUACAAUAGUGAAUGCAUAUAAGCAGGCAAUGAUGAUGACGUCAUUAUCCUCAUUGUCCUCCUCCUCUUCAUGUCAUCGAGAAAAAGAAUUACCUCCUCAUGUAUUUGCUAUUGGUGGAAAAGCUUUUCGUGGUCUAUUUACACCUAGACGACGUAAUCAGAGUAUCUUGGUCAGUGGGGAAAGUGGCAGUGGAAAGACUGAAAGUACGAAAUUUCUCAUGCAAUUUCUAACUAAUGUUGGACGAGAAGAGACUGUGGGUAUUGCUACUAGUAGAACUAGUCCUACUACUACUACUGGUAGUAGUACUGGAGCUGUGGAAAUUGGUCGUCGUAUUUUACAGACAAAUCCGAUUCUCGAAUCGUUUGGGAAUGCUCAAACGAUUCGAAAUGAUAAUUCGAGUCGUUUUGGGAAAUUUAUUCAACUUCAAUUUGGACACAAGAAUGAAAUCAUUGGAGCUGAAAUUGUGAGUUAUUUACUUGAGAAGGUUCGAGUCGUACAUCAAAGUCCAGAAGAAAGUAAUUUUCAUAUUUUCUAUGAACUCUUGGAAGGAGGUGAGAGUGAAUUAUUGGAAAGAUUAGGACUGAAGCAAGGAGGAAAGUAUGAAUUAUUGAAUUCCUAUGGAUCACAUCAGUCUAGACGACGAAAGACUGUGACGGAAAAUAAAUAUGCACAACUUUAUGUGGAAACAAUACGAGCAUUUGAAGAUAUUGGAGUUCAAGAACAAGAACGAGGGGCAAUUUUUAAGAUUUUAGCUGCAUUAUUACAUCUUGGUAAUGUCAAUUUUACAGCACUGGAUGAAGAGGAAGAGACGUCGACGGCGGUAACGUUUGAAUCGCGUUUUCAUUUGGAAAAGUGUGCUGAACUCUUGGGUGUGAGUGUCAAUGAGCUAGAGACGCUGUUGAGUAGUCGAGAGAUUAUGGCAGGGGGUGAAGUCAUGGUGUUAAAGCUUAAUCCGGAGCAGGCAAAAGAAAUAUGUCGAUCCUUAGCUAAGGCUGUCUAUGGUCGACUUUUCUCGUGGCUCGUUCGCCGUCUGAGUGAUGAGAUGAACUAUUUUGACUCGACCGGUUUGGUCUCGGACGAGAACGAGGACUUGGCAACCAUUGGUAUUCUUGAUAUCUUUGGGUUUGAAAGUUUGAACUGCAAUGGAUUUGAGCAGCUUUGCAUUAACUAUGCCAAUGAACGAUUACAGGCGCAGUUCAAUGAGUUUGUUUUUGUCCGCGAGCAGCAAGUGUACAUCGCGGAGGAAAUUGACUGGAAGAAUAUCACAUACCCUAGCAACGCAGCGUGCUUGGCUCUGUUUGAUGACAAGAGUAGUGGCUUGUUCUCACUGUUGGAUCAAGAAUGUCGAAUGCCUAAGGGAUCGAAUCAGGCUUUGAGCACUAAGUUCUACCGGUAUCAUGGUGGGAACAGAUCCUCGGAUGUAGCAGGUGUUUUUCAGCAGCCGCAACUUGCUCAGAGCACCCUGCGGCUACCCAUAUCGUCGUUCAGCAGGUAUUUGUACAAACCUAAGUUCCAAGAGGAACGUGUCCAUCAGGAUACAAAGAAGCAUACUUUUUCAGCGUCCAAGAUGGAACGUGUGAAGUAUCAGUUUGUGGUACAUCACUUUGCUGGGCGAGUGUGUUAUAAUGUUGAACAGUUUUUAGAAAAGAAUACUGAUGCGCUUCCUGCUGAUGCGAGCAGUAUAUUGUCUACCUCUAGCAACGAAGUGGUUGUAGCAAUUGGGGCUGAUGACAACGUGGAUUCGCCACGUGUGGACAACAGAGUGGUAGGCCGGCGGCGUUAUUCUAUGCUGCGUGCACCUAGUGUGUCUGCGCAGUUCAAGAGUCAACUGGACAGCCUCAUAGUCGAGAUCGGUCGCACGGAGGCGCACUACAUCCGCUGCUUGAAGCCCAACGAACUUAAGAAGCCCGGAAUUUUUGAUCGUGAGAGGAUGGUUGAACAAAUGCGCUCCGUUGGUGUGCUAGAAGCAGUUCGCAUUGCGCGCCAUGGGUACUCUGUGCGUCUUGCGCAUGCGAGCUUUGUCGAACUUUUUUCAGGAUUCAAGCGCUUUUUGAAUAAGCGUGAUCGAUCGACAAAGAUGAACACAAAAGACUUGGCGCGAGCCCUUGCGACUGUAUUGAUGAAUAAGGUUGUCGUCGAAGAUAGCGUGGAACGCAAAGAGAAGCCCUCUGGCGUCCAACUUUUUGUCACUGAGAAACGUAGCGAGAUGGCAUUUGAUAACAAUGUUAGCUGCAAGGACGUUCAAGUCGGCACGACGCUAGUAUUUUGCAAGGCUAGCAUCUACAAUCGGUUUUCUCGAUACCGCUUGGAGUUACAGAAUCAGAGUGCGACAAUGUUGCAGAAGCAUUACCGCAGACAUCGAUGCCGUGUAUUGUUUCAGGAACUGCGCAGCUUUGCGGUGCAUUUGCAGGCGAUCGUUCGAGGAUUUCUCGCAAGGAAGCGCGUGGGUAGAUUGCGUGAAUUGCGUCGAGAAAAUGCUGCCACUUGUAUUCAGUCAUGCUGGAAGGGUUGUAUGGCGAAGCGCAAGGUUGCCGAGAUGCUUAAGCAUAAGCAACAGGUUGCUGCGGUUAUCCUUAUUCAGAGACAGUUGCGGCGUUUUUUGGCUCAGCGGGCCCUUGCACGAAUCUUGAAAGACAAACGUCAGCUUGCUAGUGCCCUUUGUAUUCAAAUGCACUGCCGACGCUGGCUAGCUCAGCGGAAAUUGGCUUUUCUUCAUAGGCAGAAGCUUCGGAUUGCUGCUGCGACUUGCAUUCAAGCCCAAUGCCGACGUUGGAUUGCCGAACACAAGCGUGAGAAGUUGUUAAGGAUGAAGCGUGAACACGCUGCUGCGUGUGUCAUCCAGAGUCAUUGCAGAACGUGGCUUGAGCAAAACAGUUGUGUGGCGGCAAAGCUUCGACAUUUCCGAUUGAUGAUGGCGUUCGGCAAAUUCCGCCGUGCGUGUCUUGCCUCACAGGCAGCAAGCGAAGUAGAGGCUGAGCCAUUGCCUAGCGACGGCUUAGCGGCGAGCCCAGCAAAAUGUGGAGUAGUUACUUUAUUUGACGACGUAGUGACUCAUUCAAGUUUGGAACAGGAAGGUAGUGAUGAACGCAUGGAGCCGCGGAUUCGUAUUUCGACUCCCGUCCACGGUCGUUCAAACAGCAGACGCCGCAAUCAUGCAAGUAGCAACCAUCUCAGCGAUCGGAACUCGCUGCUGGAGCAAGAGAUAUUGCGCUUGCAGCAGAUGCUUUUGGAGCAGCAAAGCAGACGCGACGAUUAUCCUGCGGAGGAUCAACGGCUGCGAUCGUCGAUCAACGCUCGCCCGCCGCGGAGUGCACCUCAUGAGCACUUGAAUCGAGCAUUGGAUUCACGUCUGGGUCGUCGUCGAUCUUCAGUUGGUGGAUUACUAUCCGAAGAUGAAGAUGAAGAGGUUGAUGACGAGGUGUCACUUUUACCGCCGCGCCGUGCGCGUAGUGUGGUACCCGGGAAACAGGUCGACCACGUUUCCAUGUUGUCUCGUAAGAUCGAGGAGCUGGACGCAAAAUGCAAGUUCCUCGAGCAGCUUGUGGCUCGGAAGAAUUACGAGGAUGCGGCACGAGAUUCUUUUUCAUACAGUCGAGGAUCGAUUGGCGGCCGUGAGGGUUUCCCGUCUGCGGAAUCAUUUUACGGCAGCGAUGCGGGUCCGGACGUAGACUCGCUCAUCUUCAGCAUCCAAAACCAGAUGAACAUGCUCCGACAGUCUAUUGCUGAAAAAGAGCAAGUCCUUCAGACGUCACGGAUAUCCAAUGCCAUGUCCUUUUCGUCCAGUACACGACCAACGCGUUCAUCGUCUGCCGCUUCGACGACAUCGUUUUCUAACUUGCCGAUGGGUGAGGCCCCACCGAGCCUGCCGUCGCUUCCAUUGUCCGAAUCGCAACUGUCGGCUGGCGGAUCAUCGUACGCCAACAGUCGACGUAGUGGUGGAAGUUCACUUGGGCUCCCUCCAACGCCGACCUCGUCAGUAAUGUCGUCGUCUUGCCAUUGGCCUUCACGUCCUCCAUCCGUGCAUAUGGGUAAUCGAAGCAUGCCUCGCAUUGUAAAGUGGGCUCGCUCUACUAAUUGCUACGAGUGUGAAGAGCCGUUCAAUCUAUUUGUACGACGUCAUCACUGUCGUAUGUGUGGUAACUCGUUUUGUCAUGAACACUCGAGUCGACGCGCGUCUGUUUUCGGUAUCGGUUUUGACGAUGAGCCUGUGCGCGUGUGUGACAAUUGUUUUGCCGAAUACUACGCAUCACAGGAAUCACAUACGGUCCAGUAUCCUCGACAAUACAGCUUCACGUCCGGUCCGAUGUCUUCAUCUUCGCGGUUCAGCGGUUCGUAG
This is a messenger RNA of Peronospora belbahrii, 4692 nucleotides long. Lineage: Eukaryota; Oomycota; Peronosporomycetes; Peronosporales; Peronosporaceae. The record is from the annotation of a GenBank genome assembly.